AUGACAAGUGCAUAUCAGAGUGCGGCGCAGGAGAACAACGUUUUGACUGGAGACGCACCCGAGGCACCACCGAGGAAAAAAGGAGAUCACGAAUCCAUUCGAAAAAAGUUGCAAGAUGCUGGUGUAUUGAGAGUGUCAGAAGAACAAGGCAACCUCGACAGUUUGCGUCAACUCACCGAUGUCAUUGAUGAAAUCGAACAGGGCGUCAAGUUAACACUAAACACGGAAUACUGCAAAUCCUAUGAUAUACCAUAUGACAGACGUAAUUGGGGGUUGGAUGCCCUUGAUGGUAAUCUAAACAGUUUCAAGUAUGACAUCUGGGGCGAUGGAGAGGGAAUAGAUGUGUAUGUGGCAGACACAGGCAUCAAUCCAAACCACGAAGAUUUCACAGGGAGAGUUACUAUUGGCUGGCCUACAUCUGCAAGUGUUGACGACGAUGGCCAUGGUACCCAUGUGGCCAGUAUCAUCGUCGGAACCAAUUCUGGCGUGGCAAAGCGUGCUAACAUAAUUUCCCUGAAGGUUUGUUCAAGUUAUGGAUGCUAUCUUUCCGAUAUAUUGGAAAGUUGUCUGUGGGCAAAACAAAGAGUGCAAAGCUCUGGGCGACUCUCCGUUAUUAACUUCAGUCUUGGUGGGCCGUUCACCAGUUCUCUGAACGACGCAGUCGAUGAUCUACUCGCAGCGGGAAUCCCCGCAAUUGUUGCAGCUGGUAAUUCUAAUAAAGACGCUUGCACUGUCUCUCCUGCUAGCACUCCCAAUGCCCUCACGGUCGGAGCCUUUAAUUACUACUUUGAAAAGUCUAGUUUCAGCAACUAUGGUCCCUGUUUAGAUCUUUAUGCCCCGGGUGAGAGUAUCGAAGCUGCUGACUUCUCUGGAAACAAUCAAUAUACUAAAAUGAGUGGCACCUCCAUGGCAGCUCCGUUUGUGACCGGCGCCGUGGCUGCCUGGUUGCAGGUCCUCAGAGAUAACGGGACUAUCACCUCACCCUCUGCCCAGGUCGUCAACUACGCCAAUGAGUACAUCAUUCAGUACGCAUUGCGUGGAAAACUUACGGGUGUCAGUGAAGGCAAUUUAGCUUUGUCUACUCCAUGCUUGGAUAAUUGA
Molecule: messenger RNA, 1101 nt
Organism: Lingula anatina
Lineage: Eukaryota; Metazoa; Brachiopoda; Lingulata; Lingulida; Lingulidae
Biological process (GO): proteolysis
Molecular function (GO): serine-type endopeptidase activity
Source: RefSeq, a predicted model, not a curated record